GGAAAAAUUUCGCUAACAUGAAAAGUGCUUCGAUAUUGAAAUCAUCGCGAUCUCUGGAUGACUUGGGUGAUAAAAAAGCGUUUGAUGUUAAAAUAGGAUACAACCAACGGAAAAAGAUACCCCCUUUGGGAACUUCGGAUCCAGCCCCAAAAGCCUUAUUUGUGACCAUGUACAGAAAUGGAGACCAGUAUUUUCCUGGUAUUAAAGUGAGCAUAAGGCCAGGCAAAGACAUGAUGAAUAUGGCUGGUUUUUGUGAUUACCUCAGCCAACGCCUGGCUAUUCCUCAAGGCGUGAGAUACAUUUUUGAUUUAAAUGGGAAAAUUAUAAAUGAUUUACAGCAAGUGAAGGACGGUGACUCGUAUGUAGCAUCAGGUGUCAAAACAUUCAAAGAUGAAUCUUAUGGAAGAUUAGCUGUGUUACGUACUAGUAUGAGACCUAACGCUGCACCAAUGCGCCCAGAUGAUAUGCUGUUAUAUAGACAACCUCAUCAUCCAACUCCAGAAGGAAUAUCUUUGCCUGGAUCUAGAGAGAGCUGCGUAGUUACUGUUGUGAAUAAGAAAGAACCAGCCAGAAGAAGUCGCGUUCUCCUCAACUUAAAAACGAGACAAAGUUGGGAGGAUGUUCUUAAAGAUAUGGGACAAUCAAUCGGGAUGAGAAAAGCAUCUCGACUACUCACACCCUGGGGGGCAGAAGUGAGAAGUUUUUCGCAUCUAAAGAAUGAUUUUGGGGACGUUGAAACGUUUUAUUUGGAUUCCGCUUCUGGAAGAAGAGGAAUUCCUCGAAGAGCUAAUAGCGAUUCAAAUUUGAAAACGUCAUCUCUGGACAGUACAUUAAGGAUUGAAAUUCCCGGAGGCUCAAAACGGCGAUGGUCACCCGAGUGAGUUCUAAUAACUGAAAAGGAUUCAACAAUUGCCAAAAAGAAAUCCGUAAUGAAGCGGUCCAUAAGUCAACAAGUCGAACCUGCCGUGUCAAGCUUCGGGAGGUUGGAAUAGUUUGGACACAAGAAACCGUUUAUUGUGGCUUUCCAUGCUAAUGAUUAGAAAUAAAGCAUGCCAACUGUCAUU
This is a messenger RNA of Parasteatoda tepidariorum (common house spider), 1064 nucleotides long. Its product is annotated as echinoderm microtubule-associated protein-like CG42247. The record is from RefSeq and is a predicted model, not a curated record. Lineage: Eukaryota; Metazoa; Arthropoda; Arachnida; Araneae; Theridiidae. Gene Ontology annotation, biological process: intracellular signal transduction. Gene Ontology annotation, cellular component: microtubule organizing center; microtubule.